Messenger RNA from Mustela lutreola (European mink), 2909 nucleotides. It is a transcript of the gene NOSIP, whose product is annotated as nitric oxide synthase interacting protein. Gene Ontology annotation, molecular function: ubiquitin protein ligase activity. Lineage: Eukaryota; Metazoa; Chordata; Mammalia; Carnivora; Mustelidae. Gene Ontology annotation, cellular component: nucleus. Bases 143 to 1177 code for a protein of 344 amino acids. The record is from RefSeq and is a predicted model, not a curated record. The transcript is spliced from 9 exons.
UUGUCUCUCAACAUGUCACAAGUGUUUGAUGCACUUGGGGGAAUGAAUUUCCCAAUCUCUGGACGAAGUGGUUAAUCCUUAAAUUCGGACUUGGAGAGACGCAAAGCCUGGGUCUAAGCAGGAUAACCGCCCGCCCGGGGAAAUGCCUACAUACUGUAUACUAAACGCGCCCCAUAUUCACUCCAGUUGCACUAACCGGAACCUUCAGGUUGCUACUCCCGUUUCCGGAGGGAGGGAAAGAAGAACGGAGGAUUUACCAAGUCAGACGAGGAUGACACGGCAUGGCAAGAACUGCACAGCAGGAGCCGUCUACACCUACCACGAGAAGAAGAAGGACACAGCGGCCUCGGGCUACGGGACCCAGAACAUUCGACUGAGCCGGGAUGCUGUCAAGGACUUUGACUGCUGCUGCCUCUCUCUGCAGCCCUGUCAUGACCCUGUUGUCACCCCGGAUGGCUACCUAUAUGAGCGGGAGGCAAUCCUGGAGUACAUUUUGCACCAGAAGAAGGAGAUCGCCAGGCAGAUGAAGGCCUACGAGAAGCAGCGGGGGGCCCGGCGGGAGGAGCAGAAAGAGCUGCAGCGGGCUGCGGCCCAGGACCAGGUGCGGGGCUUCCUGGAGAAGGAGGCAGCCAUCGUAAGCCGGCCCCUCAACCCCUUCACGCCCAAGGCAGCCUCUGGGAACAGCCCAGAUGAUGCCCGACCUGGGUCCAGUGCAGGCCCCACAAGCAAGGACAAGGACAAAGCGCUGCCCAGCUUCUGGAUCCCGUCGCUGACCCCCGAGGCCAAGGCCACCAAGCUGGAGAAGCCUUCGCGCAUCGUGACCUGCCCUAUGUCCGGGAAGCCACUGCGCAUGUCGGACCUGACCCCCGUGCGCUUCACGCUGCUCGACAGCUCCGUGGACCGCGUGGGGCUCAUCACACGCAGUGAGCGCUACGUGUGCGCCGUGACCCGCGACAGCCUGAGCAACGCCACGCCUUGCGCUGUGCUGCGGCCCUCUGGGGCUGUGGUCACCCUGGAGUGCGUGGAGAAGCUGAUUCGGAAAGACAUGGUAGACCCCGUGAAUGGGGAGAAGCUGACAGACCGCGACAUCAUUGUGCUGCAACGGGGCGGUACAGGCUUCGCGGGCUCUGGAGUGAAGCUGCAGGCUGAGAAGUCGAGGCCGGUGAUGCAGGCCUGAGUGCACGGGAGACCAAAUAAACGGGCUGGGACUCACUGGCCUCGUGGUGCCUUCCUUGGCUGCGCUGGAGCCCUAGGGCCCCCCCUGGGCAGCCCUCCACCCUGUGCCUGCUGCAAGACCAGAAUCUGAAGGCGCGGGCUAAUUAUGUUAAAGGUGGUCUGACGUUAGGAGUAAAACCUGGAGUGAAUGCACACGCACAGCAUCAAUAUUGAGUAAGAGUGGCCCGAAGUCCCAGUGCAAAGCGUGAGCACCCAAAGGCGUCACGUGAACAGGCUAAAUAGAAAUCCCCCUGCAUCGUUCUGCCUUAGCCACACUGGAAGCCGGUGAGAUCUCUCCGAUAGCCUCUCUGAAAGCCGUGUGCUGAGAGCAAACCCGUGGGACCCAGCCUAGAGAAGGCAGUUGGGAGCCCUGCACUCUGACACCACUGCAGAGGCCAAGAGCAGGAAGAAGGCCCUCCUGCCGAGCCUUGCAUAGGCUGUGGGGGGCACGGACCUGGCAGGGGUGAGGAACGCAGCCUGCAAGGGUGAGGAAGCUGCAGAGUGUGGGGCCUGGCCGGCCUGCAGUUGGCUUGGGGGGAGCACAGGGGUGGUGCUCAGAGCUUUGCUUUUAAUGACCAUUGGCUCCCAAAAGCAACCCCGGGCAGUGUGUGAGCCAGAGCAUAGAGUCGGGCAGAGAUCAGAAAGAUCAAGCCUUCACAUUCCUGUCUCCCUGAGCAGAUCCUUCCAGAUCUUUCUCCACGUAGGUACACACCUCAGUGUUUUCAACCAACGUGACCUCUCAGUGCACAUACCAUUCUGUUCAGUGAACAAGCUCGACCUUUUCACUUCUGUAAAAGUAAAAGGUCUCAUCUAAUGCCCAGACCCAAUUCAGGGGACCAGGAAGUAUCCUUCACUGCCCUUUGCUGAAGCUCCUCUGGCUGUAGAGGAAGGCUGUAGCAGGAGGGUGGGCAGUGUCGUCCUUGCACCCUGGGGAGCCCCACACACCCAGAAUUUGCUCUCUUAAACACUUCUAGAACCUUCCUUUGUCCCUAAGGCCUCAUACCCUACUCUUGGGACCCCAAUCCCUGGAAAUGUUGCAGCUGCCAUUCAAGGAGCCCAUUCAAGGGCCUGUCAAUCUACGGUUCUCUUGAGUCCUGGCCACAGUCCUGGAAGAGGGACGUUUGUACCCAUUUCACAGAAGAGCUCACAGAGUCAGCAGUCUGCCCAAAGCUGUAACAGAAGCCAAGUUCACUUAGAAGUCAUCCACCUGCGGAGACCUCCCCACCUCAGCCCUUCCUCCCCUAGGUAAUCCCACACUGGUACCCCAGAAACCUCUGCCCCUUAACAAACUCCCACCUAACAGUUUCUACCCAGAGUAUUUAAAGUCACCCCCUUGGUCCCUAAAUGCCCCCAUCCUCAACCUCUUAAGAGCCACAACCACCCCUAGGUCCUUCCAGUUCUCUCUCAGCCCCCUCAGGGACUCCAGUCUUGCUCAUGUGUAUUCAGACCAUACCCCAAAUAAAAGCUUCAAGGAGUGAUUGGGGCACCUGGGUGGCUCAGUGGGUUAAGCCUCUGCUUUCGGCUCAGUUCAUGAUCCCAGGGUCCUGGGAUCGAGCCCUGAAUUGGGCUCUCUGCUCAGCAGGAAGCCGGUUUCCCCUUCUCUCUCUGCCUGCCUCUCUGCCUACUUGUGGUCUCUCUCUCUCUGUGUCAAAUAAAUAAAAUCUUUAAAAAAAUUAAAAAAGUAAAAACUUAAA